AUGUCCAACUCGGACGCCAACACCAGCAUCCGCCUCGCCACGGCCAUCCUCGGCGGCAUCACCCUCCUCGCCGCCCUUGCAUCGGCCACCCCAUCCCCCAUCGCCGCCGGCAGCAGCAGCGGCGAUGCCUCGUACCCCUUGCACCACCUCGCCAAGCGCGCAUCGCCCAUCAACCAGCGCUGCGUACAGAGGUACAACACCUCCAGGGCCGAACCCUUCCCGCAGCAGGGCUACUUCAACCCCAACAACGGCUCCGGCUCCAUGCUCACCAUCUGGAAGGACGGCAGCGGCACGCCCGGCGAGCCCAUCAACGGCAUCAUCUCGGGCAACUCGGACCCCGAGGUCCUCUGCCCAGAGGGCUUCCUUCGCUACGCCACCUCGAUCAACUUUGGCGUGUCGUGCCUGGGCAACGCCAACGGCACGGCGCAGUGGGCCAACCUGGGCGACGGCUUCGGCGACCGGAUCCAGGGCAACGGCAACGGCGACAACGGCGUGCUGCGCUGGAACUACGGCGACACGUCGAUCGGUACGUGCCGCGAGUCGGUCGAGGGCGACAACCACUUCCGGUGGUACCUGCAGAACGGCACCGACGGCUUCAGCGGGGCCAUUUUUCUGGCCAUCUCGAUGGAGGAGUCGGCGGCGCUGGGCCACAAGGUGCAGCUCGACGGCUACAACCGCGGGCGCGACUACCUUGCGCGCAACGCGACGAGCAACGAGACGACGAGCUACGGGGGCUACGUGUUCCGGACGACGGUCGAGUACGUCGAUGCCGGUGUGCUGCUCAACGCCACCAGCGACAAGAUCAACCAUCCGGAUGUGGCGCUGCCGGGCCAGCCGGUGCAGGAUGGCCGGGUGGCGGUGCUGACGGUGCGGCAGCUGUCCAACGGCGGCGAUGCCAGCAGCUCCAACGACGCCUUGGGCUCGAGGCUGGCGCCGUCUUGGGCGCAUACGAUGCUGCUGGCGAUGGGCUUGACGGCGGUGCUGGCCGUGUCGGCGGUGAUGACGGUGGCAUGA
Pseudozyma flocculosa PF-1 is the source of this 1014-nucleotide messenger RNA. RefSeq lists its product as uncharacterized. The coding region runs from base 1 to 1014 and encodes 337 amino acids. The record is from RefSeq and is a predicted model, not a curated record. Lineage: Eukaryota; Fungi; Basidiomycota; Ustilaginomycetes; Ustilaginales; Ustilaginaceae. The transcript has 4 exons.